UUGGAUGUUUCGGUACAGCAUCACCCCGAGUGCGUCAGUCUGGCUUGGGGGGCAAUGAAGCUGCUCUUUAUUCUGGUUGAGAACCAUGGAAAGUUGGUGAAAACCCUCUCCAAAGGCUUAACUCAGAUCGCAGAUGCCCUGCCGCGUAUCGAACUUGCAAACAUCCUCUAUCCAACAGCUCAGAUGCAGCAGGCCGUCUUUCUUUUAUACAGCCAUGUCAUUCGAUAUUUCAUAAGGGCGGAAGAGUGGUAUCAGCAAAGUGAACCCCGCCAUGCAUGGGAAGCGUUCGCAAGACCCGCAGAAAUUCGUUACAACGAUCUCAUUGCGGAUAUUGUAGAGUGUACUAAAGAGGUUGAAAGCUUGGCUACUGCAGGGGCUCAAGCUGAGCAGCGUGAUAUGCACUUGGAGAUUCGAGACCUAGGAAAGAGAUUGAGAGACUCAGAAACCCUCCUUCUAGAAAUGCGAGGAUUGCUCAUUUCCUAUCAGUGCAUUCAAACUAGCGCAAACUUGGAUACGAACGUACGACUGACCGACCUCCAACUGAACCAAAUCAUGGACUUUCUCUCGGGAGCGAAUAAGUUAGACCCGAUCAAAGCACUCGGAUACCGUCUUUCCAUCGGCAGAAGACAUAGAGAGCGCCCCAGGAAUGCUGAAUCCGGUCCAGCAUUCUGGCUCAGUCCCAAAUUCUCGACUUGGGAAUCGUCUUCUUCUCCAGCACUCAUAAUGGUGAAGAGUGACUACACACAUCGCCUUCGAGUGCAAAACUUUAUGAUAAAUGUCAUCAAUGUGUUACGGGGCCAGCAAAUCCCUGUCAUAUGGGCCAUCAAGGGAUUGUCUCCAACCGGGCCAAGUGCUGCCCCAGUGGUUGAUAUUGUGAAAGGCCUCGUGUGCCAAGCGAUCCCGCUAAACGUCUCUUUGCAUACUGAGCACCAUCUUGCUUUCAACUGUGCGCAGUUCAGAGCGGCAGAGACCCCAGAACAGUGGUUCGACCUUCUAGCCCGCGUUAUCGCCAACCUUCCCCAACUACACAUCAUUGUCGAUAUUGAAGCCGUCGGAACUGCGUAUACGCAUGCCGCCAUAAUGGCUCACGGAUUCUCAUGGCUUUCGACAUUCCUCGCCAUGUUCCAGAAAUAUUCCUUUCGAAAAUGGAUUGCUCGGCUCAAAAUUCUACUUAUCAGCUACGGCUCAGCAGCAACGCAAAUGAGGGAUUUAGCAAAACACUAG
This is a messenger RNA of Mytilinidion resinicola, 1224 nucleotides long. RefSeq lists its product as uncharacterized. The transcript is spliced from 3 exons. The record is from RefSeq and is a predicted model, not a curated record. NCBI's taxonomy places the organism in Eukaryota, Fungi, Ascomycota, Dothideomycetes, Mytilinidiales, Mytilinidiaceae. The annotation marks the transcript as partial.